GAGUCCCCAUCGCCCAUCGGCAAGAAUAAGAAAAGUUCCUAUUUCCUACAAAAAGGGAUUGAGUGAUUGACUAUUGAGUAUUGAGGGGUGAGUUGAGGUGAGGUUGAGCCUUGGCCCUUGAGGAGAAACAUUCAUCAAUUCAGCAGCACCAAACCAAGUAGUAAUGGCACGCGCACUCUCCUACAUCACCGGCUCCCAGCUUCUAUCCCUCAAGCGCCACCCUAACAUCGCCAUCGUCGACGUCCGGGAUGAUGAAAGAAGCUAUGAUGGGCAUAUAGCUGGUUCCCUCCAUUUCUCUAGUGACACUUUUUUGGAUAAAAUUCCUAAUCUUAUUCAACAAGUUCAAGGCAAAGAUACUCUCGUCUUUCACUGCGCUCUUAGCCAGGUUCGAGGCCCAAAAUGUGCGCGGAGGCUGUCAGAAUAUCUUGCUGACACAACUCAAGCUGCUGGAAUUAAAAAUAUAUUGGUUUUAGAACGUGGCUUUAAUGGAUGGGAAGCUUCAGGUAGACCUGUUUGUCACUGCACUGAUAAUCCCUGCAAGGCUGAAAUUGUGUAGCAUUAACUUCUAAGUCGCCAUAUUCUUAACCUAUCAGUCUUAUGGUUACUGGCUCACUGGUAUAAAGCUUUUGUGAAUGUUAACUAAACUAUACUGUCAUUGCUUACAGUUUUUUAUUUUCAGUUUACCUAAAAAAACGAUAAUUGUAACGCGGAAAGCUGUUCCAUCCCGGAUUGAAAUGGUAGGAGACUCCGGCAGUUCUAAAUUAGUAGUGCUCCUACAGUCUUGCUCUUGAA
Molecule: messenger RNA, 792 nt
Organism: Beta vulgaris subsp. vulgaris (sugar beet)
Lineage: Eukaryota; Viridiplantae; Streptophyta; Magnoliopsida; Caryophyllales; Amaranthaceae
Product: dual specificity phosphatase Cdc25
Exons: 3
Coding region: 164-556 (130 amino acids)
Cellular component (GO): cytoplasm; nucleus
Molecular function (GO): protein tyrosine phosphatase activity
Source: RefSeq, a predicted model, not a curated record